UCCCUCUCCCCGAGCCGUGGAAAGGAUCCCACUUCCGGUGGGGUGUCAUGGCGGCGUCUCGGACUGUGAUGGCUGAGGGGAGACGGCGCUAGUGGGGAGAGCUACCCACAGGCGCCCUCCCCUCCCCGGGUUCCCCUCCCCACCCUUUCCCCCAGCCUCCUCGCCAACGCCCCCUUCCCCUGUCCCCCUCCCGGCGGACCGCGCGGGUCCCCGUCCCCACCCCCGUGGGAACGCUAGCUGCCCGCACUCCUCAGCUGCUCGGCUUGCCGCUGCCUUCACCUCAGCGCCCGCCCUCCGGCGGAUCCCGGACGCCGGCCCACCCGGCCAUCCGCCGCCCCCGGGUCGCGGGGAGGACAUGGCCGCACACAGGCCGGUGGAAUGGGUCCAGGCCGUGGUCAGCCGCUUCGACGAGCAGCUUCCAAUAAAAACAGGACAGCAAAAUACACAUACCAAAGUCAGCACCGAGCAUAACAAGGAAUGUCUGAUCAACAUUUCCAAAUACAAGUUUUCUUUGGUCAUAAGUGGCCUCACUACCAUCUUGAAGAAUGUUAAUAAUAUGCGGAUAUUUGGAGAAGCUGCUGAAAAAAAUUUGUAUCUUUCUCAGUUGAUUAUAUUGGAUACACUGGAAAAAUGUCUUGCCGGGCAACCAAAGGACACAAUGAGAUUAGAUGAAACAAUGCUGGUCAAACAGUUACUGCCAGAAAUCUGCCAUUUUCUUCACACCUGUCGUGAAGGAAACCAACAUGCGGCUGAACUUCGGAAUUCUGCUUCUGGGGUUUUAUUUUCUCUCAGCUGCAACAACUUCAAUGCAGUCUUUAGUCGCAUUUCUACCAGGUUACAGGAGUUGACUGUUUGUUCAGAAGACAAUGUUGAUGUCCAUGAUAUAGAAUUGUUACAGUAUAUUAAUGUGGAUUGUGCAAAAUUAAAACGACUCCUGAAGGAAACAGCAUUUAAAUUUAAAGCCCUGAAGAAGGUCGCACAGUUAGCAGUUAUUAAUAGCCUAGAAAAGGCUUUUUGGAACUGGGUAGAAAACUAUCCGGAUGAAUUUACAAAGCUGUACCAAAUUCCACAGACCGAUAUGGCUGAGUGUGCAGAAAAGCUGUUUGACUUGGUGGACGGUUUUGCUGAAAGCACCAAACGUAAAGCCGCAGUUUGGCCACUGCAAAUCAUUCUCCUCAUUUUGUGUCCAGAAAUAAUCCAGGAUAUAUCCAAGGAUGUAGUUGAUGACAACAACAUAAAUAAGAAGCUGUUUCUGGAUAGUUUACGAAAAGCACUUGCUGGCCAUGGAGGAAGCAGGCAACUGACAGAGAGUGCUGCCAUUGCUUGUGUCAAGUUGUGUAAAGCAAGUACUUAUAUCAACUGGGAAGAUAACUCUGUCAUUUUCCUACUAGUUCAGUCCAUGGUGGUUGAUCUGAAGAACCUGCUUUUUAAUCCAAGUAAACCAUUCUCUAGAGGCAGUCAGCCUGCAGAUGUGGACCUCAUGAUUGACUGUCUUGUCUCUUGCUUUCGGAUAAGCCCUCACAACAACCAGCACUUUAAGAUCUGCCUGGCGCAGAAUUCACCUUCUACAUUUCACUAUGUGCUGGUAAACUCACUCCACCGCAUCAUCACCAAUAGCACUUUCAAGCAUGGACUUGGCACUGCUUCUGCGUUGGAUUGGUGGCCUAAGAUUGAUGCUGUAUAUUGUCACUCAGUUGAACUUCGAAAUAUGUUUGGUGAAACACUUCAUAAAGCAGUGCAGGGCUGUGGAGCGCACCCAGCAAUACGAAUGGCACCAAUGCCAACCAGUCACUGUUUUGCAUGGCAGUGGGCUUCUGUGGCUAGUCUUACAUUUAAAGAAAAGGUAACAAGUCUUAAAUUUAAAGAAAAGCCUACAGACCUGGAAACAAGGAGCUAUAAGUAUCUUCUCUUGUCCAUGGUGAAACUAAUUCACGCAGACCCAAAGCUUUUACUUUGUAAUCCAAGAAAACAGGGCCCUGAAACUCAAGGCAGUACGGCAGAAUUAAUCACAGGGCUUGUCCAACUGGUCCCUCAGUCACAUAUGCCAGAGAUUGCUCAGGAAGCGAUGGAGGCCUUGCUGGUUCUUCAUCAGUUAGAUAGCAUUGAUUUAUGGAACCCUGAUGCUCCUGUAGAGACAUUUUGGGAAAUUAGUUCACAAAUGCUUUUUUACAUCUGCAAGAAAUUAACUAGCCAUCAAAUGCUUAGUAGCACAGAAAUUCUCAAGUGGUUACGGGAAAUUCUGAUCUGCAGGAAUAAAUUUCUUCUUAAAAAUAAGCAGGCGGAUAGAAGUUCCUGUCACUUUCUCUUCCUUUGUGGAGUAGGAUGUGAUGUUCCUGCUAGUGGAAAUACCACUCAGAUGUCAAUGGAUCAUGAUGAGUUAUUAAGGACCUGCACUCCUGGAGCAUCUUUGCGGAAAGGAAAAGGAAAUUCCUCCAUGGAUAGCACAGCAGGGUGCAGUGGAACCCCACCAAUAUGCCGACAAGCCCAGACCAAGCUAGAAGUGGCUUUGUACAUGUUUCUGUGGAGUCCUGACACUGAAGCUGUUCUGGUUGCUAUGUCUUGUUUCCGCCACCUGUGUGAAGAAGCAGAUAUCAGGUGUGGGGUAGAUGAAGUGUCAGUACACAACUUCUUGCCCAACUAUAACACAUUCAUGGAAUUUGCCUCUGUCAGCAGUAUGAUGUCAACAGGAAGAGCAGCCCUUCAGAAGAGAGUGAUGGCCCUGCUGAGGCGCAUUGAGCACCCCACUGCAGGAAACACUGAGGCUUGGGAAGAUACACAUGCAAAAUGGGAACAGGCUACAAAACUAAUCCUUAACUAUCCGAAAGCCAAAAUGGAAGAUGGCCAGGCUGCAGAAAGCCUUCAUAAGACCAUUGUUAAGAGACGGAUGUCCCAUGUCAGUGGAGGUGGAUCCAUAGACUUGUCUGACACAGACUCGCUGCAGGAAUGGAUCAACAUGACUGGCUUCCUUUGUGCCCUUGGUGGGGUGUGCCUGCAACAGAGAAGCAGCUCUGGCUUAGCGACCUACAGCCCACCUAUGGGCCCUGUCAGUGAGCGCAAAGGGUCUAUGAUUUCCGUAAUGUCUUCUGAAGGGAAUGUUGACACACCUGUCAGCAGAUUUAUGGACCGGCUUCUGUCUUUAAUGGUGUGUAACCACGAGAAAGUGGGGCUUCAGAUACGAACCAAUGUUAAGGACCUGGUGGGCCUGGAGUUGAGUCCUGCUCUGUAUCCAAUGUUGUUUAACAAACUGAAGAAUACCAUCAGCAAGUUUUUUGACUCUCAAGGACAGGUAUUAUUGACUGAUAGCAAUACUCAGUUUGUAGAGCAAACUAUAGCCAUAAUGAAGAACCUGCUGGAUAAUCAUACUGAAGGCAGCUCUGAGCAUCUGGGACAAGCUAGCAUUGAAACAAUGAUGUUAAAUCUGGUUAGAUACGUUCGUGUACUUGGGAAUGUGGUCCAUGCAAUUCAAAUAAAAACAAAACUGUGCCAGUUAGUUGAAGUAAUGAUGGCAAGAAGAGAUGAUCUCUCAUUUUGUCAGGAGAUGAAAUUUAGGAAUAAAAUGGUAGAAUACCUAACAGACUGGGUUAUGGGAACAUCAAACCAAGCAGCAGAUGAUGAUGUAAAGUGUCUUACAAGAGAUUUGGACCAAGCAAGCAUGGAAGCAGUAGUUUCACUCCUCGCUGGUCUUCCACUACAGCCUGAAGAAGGAGAUGGGGUGGAACUAAUGGAGGCCAAAUCACAGUUAUUUCUUAAGUACUUCACACUAUUUAUGAACCUUUUGAAUGACUGUAGUGAAGUUGAAGAUGAAAAUGCACAAACAGGUGGCAGAAAACGUGGCAUGUCUCGGAGGCUGGCAUCCUUGAGGCACUGUACAGUGCUUGCAAUGUCAAACUUACUCAAUGCUAAUGUGGACAGUGGACUCAUGCACUCCAUAGGCUUAGGUUAUCACAAGGAUCUCCAGACAAGAGCUACGUUUAUGGAAGUUCUGACAAAAAUCCUUCAACAAGGAACAGAAUUUGACACACUUGCUGAAACGGUGUUGGCUGAUCGGUUUGAGAGACUCGUGGAACUGGUCACAAUGAUGGGAGACCAAGGAGAGCUCCCUAUAGCUAUGGCUCUGGCCAAUGUGGUCCCUUGUUCUCAGUGGGAUGAGCUGGCUCGUGUUCUGGUUACUCUGUUUGAUUCUCGGCACUUACUCUACCAGCUGCUUUGGAACAUGUUUUCUAAGGAAGUAGAAUUGGCAGACUCCAUGCAGACUCUUUUCCGAGGCAACAGCUUGGCCAGUAAGAUAAUGACAUUCUGCUUUAAGGUUUAUGGUGCUACUUACCUACAAAAGCUCUUGGAUCCUUUAUUACGUAUUGUGAUCACAUCCUCAGAUUGGCAACAUGUUAGCUUUGAAGUGGAUCCUACCAGGUUAGAAUCUACUGAGAGCCUUGAGGAAAACCAGAGGAACCUCCUUCAAAUGACAGAGAAGUUCUUCCAUGCCAUCAUCAGUUCCUCCUCAGAAUUCCCCUCCCAGCUUCGAAGUGUCUGCCAUUGCUUGUACCAGGCAACUUGCCACUCCCUACUGAAUAAAGCUACAGUAAAAGAAAAAAAGGAAAACAAAAAAUCAGUGGUUAGCCAACGUUUCCCUCAGAACAGCAUCGGUGCGGUAGGAAGUGCCAUGUUCCUCAGAUUUAUCAAUCCUGCCAUUGUCUCGCCAUAUGAAGCAGGGAUUUUAGAUAAAAAGCCACCACCUAGAAUCGAAAGGGGCUUGAAGUUAAUGUCAAAGAUACUUCAGAGCAUAGCCAAUCAUGUCCUGUUCACAAAAGAAGAACAUAUGAGGCCUUUUAAUGAUUUUGUGAAAAGCAACUUUGACUUGGCACGAAGAUUUUUCCUUGAUAUAGCAUCAGAUUGUCCCACAAGUGAUGCUGUAAAUCAUAGUCUUUCCUUCAUUAGUGAUGGCAAUGUACUUGCUUUACAUCGGCUGCUUUGGAACAAUCAGGAGAAAAUUGGCCAGUAUCUUUCCAGCAACAGGGAUCAUAAAGCUGUUGGAAGACGACCUUUUGAUAAGAUGGCCACACUUCUUGCAUACCUGGGUCCUCCAGAGCAUAAGCCUGUGGCAGAUACACACUGGUCCAGCCUUAACCUUACCAGUUCCAAGUUUGAGGAGUUUAUGACCAGGCAUCAGGUACAUGAGAAAGAAGAGUUCAAGGCUUUGAAAACUUUAAGUAUCUUCUACCAAGCUGGCACUUCUAAAGCUGGGAAUCCUAUAUUUUAUUAUGUUGCACGAAGGUUCAAAACUGGCCAAAUCAAUGGUGAUUUGCUGAUAUACCAUGUCUUGCUGACUUUAAAGCCAUAUUAUGCAAAGCCAUAUGAAAUUGUAGUGGACCUUACCCAUACUGGACCUAGCAAUCGCUUUAAAACAGAUUUUCUCUCUAAGUGGUUUGUUGUUUUUCCUGGCUUUGCUUACGACAAUGUCUCUGCAGUUUAUAUUUAUAACUGUAACUCCUGGGUCAGAGAGUACACCAAGUACCAUGAACGGCUACUGACUGGCCUCAAGGGCAGCAAACGGCUUAUUUUCAUAGACUGUCCUGGGAAGCUGGCUGAGCACAUAGAGCAUGAACAACAGAAACUCCCUGCUGCCACAUUGGCUCUGGAGGAGGACCUUAAGGUGUUCCACAAUGCUCUGAAGCUAGCUCACAAAGAUACCAAAGUCUCUAUUAAGGUUGGUUCUACUGCUGUUCAAGUAACCUCAGCAGAGAGAACAAAAGUUUUGGGGCAAUCUGUGUUUUUAAAUGACAUCUACUAUGCUUCUGAAAUCGAAGAGAUCUGCCUUGUGGAUGAGAACCAGUUCACCUUAACCAUUGCAAACCAAGGCACACCACUUACCUUCAUGCACCAGGAGUGUGAAGCCAUUGUCCAGUCUAUUAUUCACAUCAGGACCCGCUGGGAGCUAUCACAGCCUGACUCUAUCCCCCAACAUACCAAGAUUCGACCAAAAGAUGUUCCUGGGACACUUCUUAAUAUUGCAUUACUUAAUUUAGGCAGUUCAGACCCUAGCCUACGGUCUGCUGCCUAUAAUCUUCUGUGUGCCUUAACCUGUACCUUUAAUUUAAAAAUUGAAGGCCAGUUACUAGAGACAUCAGGGUUAUGCAUCCCUGCCAACAAUACCCUCUUUAUUGUCUCAAUCAGUAAGACACUGGCCGCCAAUGAGCCACAUCUCACCUUAGAGUUUUUGGAAGAGUGUAUUUCUGGAUUUAGCAAAUCUAGUAUUGAAUUGAAGCACCUUUGUUUGGAAUAUAUGACCCCGUGGCUAUCAAAUCUAGUUCGUUUUUGUAAGCACAAUGAUGAUGCCAAACGACAAAGGGUUACUGCCAUCCUUGAUAAGCUAAUAACAAUGACCAUAAACGAGAAGCAGAUGUACCCUUCUAUUCAAGCAAAAAUAUGGGGAAGCCUUGGGCAGAUCACAGACCUGCUGGACGUUGUGCUUGACAGUUUCAUCAAGACCAGUGCUACAGGAGGCCUGGGGUCUAUCAAAGCUGAGGUGAUGGCAGAUACGGCUGUGGCUUUGGCUUCUGGAAAUGUGAAAUUGGUAUCAAGUAAGGUUAUUGGAAGGAUGUGUAAAAUAAUUGACAAGACUUGCUUAUCUCCAACUCCAACUUUAGAACAACAUCUUAUGUGGGAUGAUAUUGCUAUUUUAGCCCGCUACAUGCUGAUGCUGUCCUUCAACAAUUCCCUGGAUGUGGCAGCUCACCUUCCCUAUCUCUUCCAUGUUGUUACUUUCUUAGUAGCCACAGGUCCCUUGUCCCUUCGAGCUUCCACACAUGGACUGGUCAUUAAUAUCAUUCACUCUCUGUGUACUUGUUCACAGCUUCAUUUUAGUGAAGAGACCAAGCAAGUUUUGAGGCUCAGUCUAACAGAAUUCUCAUUACCCAAAUUUUACUUACUGUUUGGCAUUAGCAAAGUGAAGUCAGCUGCUGUGAUUGCCUUCCGUUCCAGCUACCGGGACCGGUCUUUCUCCCCAGGCUCCUACGAGAGGGAGACUUUUGCUUUGACAUCCCUGGAGACUGUCACAGAGGCUUUGUUGGAGAUCAUGGAGGCAUGUAUGAGAGAUAUUCCAACGUGCAAGUGGCUGGAUCAGUGGACAGAGCUAGCACAAAGGUUUGCAUUCCAGUACAACCCAUCCCUGCAGCCAAGAGCUCUUGUGGUGUUUGGCUGCAUAAGCAAGCGUGUAUCUCAUGGACAGAUAAAGCAGAUCAUCCGAAUUCUUAGCAAGGCACUUGAAAGUUGCUUAAAAGGCCCUGAUACUUACAACAGUCAAGUUCUGAUAGAAGCUACAGUGAUAGCUCUAACAAAAUUACAGCCACUUCUUAAUAAGGACUCACCACUGCACAAAGCCCUCUUUUGGGUUGCCGUGGCUGUGCUGCAGCUGGAUGAAGUCAACUUGUAUUCAGCAGGCACUGCACUUCUGGAACAAAACCUGCACACCUUAGAUAGUCUCCGGAUAUUCAAUGACAAGAGUCCAGAAGAAGUAUUUAUGGCAAUCCGGAAUCCUCUGGAGUGGCACUGCAAGCAAAUGGAUCACUUUGUUGGACUCAAUUUCAACUCUAACUUUAACUUUGCACUAGUUGGACACCUCUUAAAAGGGUACAGGCAUCCUUCACCUGCCAUUGUUGCAAGAACAGUCAGAAUUUUGCAUACACUACUAACUCUUGUUAACAAACAUAGAAAUUGUGACAAAUUUGAGGUGAAUACACAGAGUGUGGCUUACUUAGCAGCUCUACUCACAGUGUCUGAAGAGGUUCGAAGUCGCUGUAGCCUCAAGCAUAGAAAGUCCCUUCUUCUAACUGAUAUUUCGAUGGAAAAUGUUCCUAUGGAUACAUACCCCAUUCUUCAUGGUGAUCCUAGCUAUAGGACAUUAAAGGAGAACCAGCCAUGGUCCUCUCCCAAGGGUUCAGAAGGAUACCUUGCAGCUACCUACCCAUCUGUAGGCCAGACCAGUCCCCGAGCCAGGAAAUCCAUGAGCUUGGACAUGGGACAGCCUUCUCAAGCCAACACAAAGAAAUUACUUGGAACAAGAAAAAGUUUUGAUCACUUGAUAUCAGACACAAAGGCUCCCAAAAGACAAGAAAUGGAAUCAGGGAUCACAACACCCCCCAAAAUGAGAAGAGUGGCAGAAACUGAUUAUGAAAUGGAAACCCAAAGGAUUUCCUCACAGCAGCACCCACAUUUACGGAAAGUCUCUGUGUCUGAAUCAAAUGUUCUUUUGGAUGAAGAAGUACUUACUGAUCCAAAGAUACAAGCACUGCUUCUUACUGUUCUGGCUACACUGGUAAAAUAUACUACAGAUGAAUUUGAUCAACGAAUUCUUUAUGAAUACCUAGCAGAGGCCAGUGUUGUGUUUCCCAAAGUGUUUCCUGUUGUGCACAAUUUGUUGGACUCUAAGAUCAAUACCCUCUUGUCAUUGUGCCAAGAUCCAAAUUUGUUAAAUCCAAUCCAUGGAAUUGUGCAGAGUGUGGUGUACCAUGAGGAAUCCCCUCCACAGUACCAAACAUCUUACCUGCAAAGUUUUGGUUUCAAUGGCUUGUGGCGUUUUGCAGGACCCUUUUCAAAGCAAACACAAAUCCCAGACUAUGCUGAGCUUAUUGUUAAGUUUCUUGAUGCCUUGAUUGACACGUACUUGCCUGGAAUUGAUGAAGAAGCCAGUGAGGAGUCCCUCCUGACACCCACAUCUCCUUACCCUCCUGCACUGCAGAGCCAGCUUAGUAUCACUGCCAACCUUAACCUCUCUAAUUCCAUGACCUCACUUGCAACUUCCCAGCAUUCCCCAGGAAUCGACAAGGAGAACGUUGAACUCUCCCCCACCACUGGCCACUGUAACAGUGGACGAACUCGCCAUGGAUCCGCAAGCCAGGUGCAGAAGCAAAGAAGCGCUGGCAGUUUCAAACGUAAUAGCAUUAAGAAGAUCGUGUGAAGCGUUCUUUCUUUCACUUUUCAAACCAGCCUAACAUGGGCUUCUCACUAGUGACCCCUCCCUAAGCUGGCCCCGCCCCACACUGCACUGCUGCACUUCGUGUCUUACGAACCCAUCUGGUCUGCCGUGUUGCCAGACGAUCAACUCUCGAAGCAUUGCCUAAAUUUAAUGCUGCUUUUCUUUAAUGUUUUUCCUUCUACUUUGGCAUGUGUCUGGUGUGAGCACUUGUUCUGACGACUGCAAAGAAAGCAGGAGGUCAGGAAACCUGAACUGGGAGCGUGGAUUGUGGGAGCGGAUAAGUCCUCAGUGCCGCUGCUGCCGCCAGCUGUGGGCCAAGCACGGAGGUUGGCCUUCUUUGUUCCCUUGUCUUACAGAGUGACGUGGUUGUCUUAUUUACACUUUCCAAGUUUGGGGGAGAAAUAAUAUUUUAACCCCAAUGUAUUUAAUCUUCUAGCUGUGGACUUUUUUUUUUUUAACCUUACGAAGUUGAAGGAACCAUAGAGGUCAAGCCUCAAUGAAUUUACACCAUAAAGCCACAAGCCAGGUACUCGGGGGAGGGGAUAAACUAGUAUUUUGUAAUGGAUUCUUAAGAAAUCCUAACAUUUGAGUAUUAGCAAUAAUUACAGGAAAAUAAGCAUGACCACAUACAUCUUAACAUUUCUGGAUUAAAGCUAUUGGUUCUGAGGCCUUAUUCUUACUUGGUCAUCCAAACUAGGUAAUUUCUUUUCCUGUUGAUUAUCUUUUAAUCUUUACAUAUGAAGGUGUUCUGUUCUUUUUUUUUUCUUUUUUUCUUUUUUUUUUUUUUUUUUUUUUUUGUAAGCCAAGGCUAUACUAAGUAUAGUAAUUACAAUUGUUUUUGCACUUGCUUUUUCCUCCUCUUUCCUACGUGAUUCUGAGCAGGGUAAUUAGCAGACAGAGUAUUGAAACUUGCUUCCAGAAGCUAAUUUUCAUAGCUGUUUCCAUUAGCUUCAAAGCAAAAUGGAAUGGUACGUGACUUAGGGUAGCUGAUAUUUUUAUUUUGUUAAAUAAUUUUCCAAGAAUCAGAAUAUGCUGUAUAUUAUCAUAAAUUUCUUUGAUAAGAUGUAUUUUUUAAAUCUUUUAAUCUUCCUCCUCUCCUCCAAAUAAAAUCAGGAAUCUCUAGCAAAACAUUUGGAUUCUAUCUGAUAGGAUUACAUUUAAUCACUGUGAAGUAUGGUCAGCCUGCGUGGUGUGCCGAUAAGGGACCUCUAGGAUUGCUGCUGUGCAGACAGCAUGGAUCGGUGUGUCAUAGGCCCUUCCAGGUGGUGCACAGCCAGCUGCUUCAUGGUACCUGCAGUAUGCAAAACAGUUGACUUGAGCGAGCGCAGUAGUAUGUGGAUGCUCUCAUUUAAGAUUGAACUAUAUUUAUUUUUAAAAGGUAUUAUCCCUCUACUCCCAUAUUCUCUUCAUAUAUUAAGUUACAAUGACUUUGGGAGGAACAAAAAGAAACCCGGGGGGGGGGGGUCCCUGUACCCUGUAGUGCUAGCUCACUAGUGGAUUUCAGUAAAUUAAACUCCACAGCUAAGUCAAUAAAUAAUGGUACAUUUAAGUGUUCUGACUCUAUUAAUAUAACACAUUUCACACUUAUCCAUACAGUAACAAUGUAAUAUGUAAUUGUAAAUAAAAUGCUUUUGAUAUUCAGAAAUAACAAGAAUUUAAUUUUUUAAUUUGUUUACAGUCCUGGGAAAAGUAAGAACCAUUUGCCAAAAUAAAAGGAAAAACCCUUAGUAUUAGUAGUGAUUUUAACAGACUCGUUGGGAAAUACUAGCAACAGAUGCAGCCAACUGAGCUUUUGUUUUCAACUGUUGCAAAGGCCCAAGCAGAUUAACUGUCAGGCUGUAACCCUGAGUUGACAAGUAGCAAGAGGCCCCAAGGCAAGGCUGCUGGACACAUCACCACAGCUCUGGUUCCUGCCGCCAACCAACCGUAGGCAGCGUGAGCUUUUUGCUGUGCAACUCUGGUUGCUCAUUUUUCCUCUACGAGCCUGGCGCAUCUGACUGCAGUCAUUACUGCCCCUUCGCCUCUCCCAUCCAACAGGAAAACUUGACAAUGGAGCGUUCUUCCUGUAAGGAGUUUCCCACAGCAACAUGGUUCUUAGAUGUCCCCUUGGAAAGAUCAAAUGGAGUCACCUCCAGAUUCACAAACGCUUUUGACCAGUGCACACAGGAAUCCUGGGGAGUUUCAGCUUUAUUUCAUGUACAGAAUUUACAGAACAUGCAACUUUUUUUUUUUUUUGGUGUUUUAGAGACAGGGUUUCUCUGUGUAGCCCUGGCUGUCCAGAACUCUGUAGACCAGGCUGGCCUUGAACUCACAGAGAUCCGCCUGCCUCUGCCUCCUAUGUGCUGGAAUCAAAGGUGUGCACCACCACCACCUGCAGAACUUCCAGCUUUUGAGAAAAGUAACUUUCCACAUAACUGCAGCUAAGGAACUUAAGCGUCACCAGCUGUCCCCUCCCCGACUUCUUCCAGUUACAAGAGAGCGGCUGAGGUUCUAAGUAAUGGCCCAUUUUACAUCACUUGGUGUGUGUUCAGUGAUUUGUGAUUCCGUGACGUGAAAGAAGAAAACAGCUCUGCCAUAACUGUGUUGUGGUAAGUCUGUUGGCGAGUGCUCCUGUCCUGGGCUUCCCUGCCCUUCCCUGUGGGACAUAGCACUCUGCUGGCCAGUUACACUUGCCUAUGCACUGUUGAGCUGGGGAGCAAGGGUAUCACAGUACAGUCAGCCCCACCACGGAAUGAGCAGCCUACGGGGGGGGGGGGGGGGGGGACGGGAGCCAGCCCCACCCCAGAAUGCCAGAAUGAACAGCCUACGGGGGGACGGGAGCCAGCAACUCUGUCCUCCAGUUUUAGGGUUGCAAGUUUCCUGUGGGAGAUUGGAGUUUUGUUUUGGGGGGCUUGGGAGACCUUCCUGUCUUUCUUUCUUCCUUUCUUCCUUUUCCUACAUUUACCCCCAAACAUAUUGAGGCAUGUCUUAUUCAAUAUUAUGCAAUGGACUUAUAAAAAAUUCACUUAGUAUCAGCCACAUGAUUUUUUUAAUGCAGUAUAUUCACCUGUAAAUAAUUUGUGUAAAAUUUGACAGAAAAGUCUAUUUACUACAUUGUAAAUACAUGUGAUGAUAUAUUGUAUUAUUUUGCUUUUUUGUAAAGCGGUUAGUUGCUGUACAUGGAUAACAAACAAAAAUUUGAUUAUUCUCAUGUUUGUAUUGCUAACUUCUUCCUGCGACUGCGUUACAUCGUUUAAAGAAAAUGCUGUGUGUUGUGAACCGUACAUGGUGACUUCCUUCCCAUCGGGCAGUUCCCUGCCUCCAGCCUUGUUGACACACAGACUCCAUCACUGUUUCAGAUCAUUGUCCUCACUCCCUCCCAUCCUGUGUGUCCUCCCUCCCACCUACCCCCUUUAAGUAAAAUGUAAAUUCAGUCUGCUCUAAA
Molecule: messenger RNA, 12395 nt
Organism: Mesocricetus auratus (golden hamster)
Lineage: Eukaryota; Metazoa; Chordata; Mammalia; Rodentia; Cricetidae
Gene: Nf1
Product: neurofibromin 1
Exons: 60
Coding region: 356-8953 (2865 amino acids)
Biological process (GO): regulation of GTPase activity
Source: RefSeq, a predicted model, not a curated record